Messenger RNA from Belonocnema kinseyi, 789 nucleotides. RefSeq names its product piggyBac transposable element-derived protein 3-like. The transcript is spliced from 3 exons. NCBI's taxonomy places the organism in Eukaryota, Metazoa, Arthropoda, Insecta, Hymenoptera, Cynipidae. The annotation marks the transcript as partial. The record is from RefSeq and is a predicted model, not a curated record.
UCAACAGCACUUUCAGUUGAUAAAAUGAUAGUUCGAUUUUUUAGUCGUACGAGCUUGAAACAGUAUCUGCCUUGCAAGCCUGAUCGAUAUGGGAUAAAGCUCUGGGGCUUAUGUGCAGCCAAUGGAUAUCUAUUCAAUUUAGACGUUUAUUGUGGCAAAAAUGAUCCAAGCAUUGGAAUAAAUUUAUUGGCGUGUGCACUUGGCUCCAGAGUUGUUUUACAAAUGAUCAAUCCACUUCUCAAUGGCCUUUCGCGAAAAAAAUUAUCUGAUUAUCAUCUGUAUUUUGAUAAUUUCUUUACCAGCCCAGAUUUACUCAUCCACCUGUAUAAAGGUGGUUUACGAUCAACAGGAACUGUCCGUAAAGCCAGAGUGAAAGAAAAGCAUGAAUUUGCAAAAAAUGAUUCAUGUGGUAUCACUUCCAUAACCCCAGUGAAAAGAUUUUCACGAGCUGCUCAAGAGAGAGUAGAACGAGGAUUUCCUCGGGCUUUUUCUUUGUAUAAUAAUUACAUGGGAGGGGUAGUUUCGCACGAUUUCAGAUGCAAAAAAUAUAUACUUGCGUCUCGUAUGGAGUUCUGUGCUGGCACUGUUAGAGUAAUAAGACGUUGGAUGCGAAGAGAAGAAUUCUCGAAACAUGAGACCGAACCACGGACGGGCAAGGAAAAAGCAGCGAAGUGCUUCUUCAAACUGCUUGUCAGGGCGAGGAAAAAUGAAGAAUUGCAAAAUUGGGUGGCAUUCAUCGUGGCUCGUCGGUACGAAUUGCACUUGAAGGGUGGUAUUUUUGUUGAAUAA